This is a messenger RNA of Aspergillus nidulans FGSC A4, 1257 nucleotides long. RefSeq names its product wax synthase family protein. The record is from RefSeq and is a predicted model, not a curated record. Gene Ontology annotation, molecular function: acyltransferase activity, transferring groups other than amino-acyl groups. The coding region runs from base 1 to 1257 and encodes 418 amino acids. Gene Ontology annotation, biological process: lipid metabolic process. NCBI's taxonomy places the organism in Eukaryota, Fungi, Ascomycota, Eurotiomycetes, Eurotiales, Aspergillaceae. The transcript has 2 exons. Gene Ontology annotation, cellular component: membrane.
AUGGCUUCAAGGCUAGCUAUUCCGCCAUGGCUCACCCCACUCACCAGCUGGACCCUUCUCCAGACUCUCACCAGUCUAACAGUAACAUUCACACCGUCCGCCUCGUCUCUCCGGUAUGUGGCCGCGGCAAUGACCGCUAUUUGCGCUUACAUAUUCCAAACGAGCAUCCAAAACCACUUCUCAGGAGCGCCCGCGUCAGGCCCGCUGGUUGCCAUGUGCUGGGUGAACGUGCUCAACGCGAUCGACUUGCUGGUCCUCAGUCGGGCCUCGUUCGACGCCUACCUCUCAUAUAGGCGAAGUAAAGAGGAAAAGAAAGACUCGCGGCGCUCCAGCACCGAGGACUCGACAAAGGACAGGCUUCUCCUGGCUCUGACCCUACCCUACAACUACCGCCGCAUCAACACCCCCUGGCAACUCUCGCGGCUGCCAGUCCUUACCCCUUCUUCAUUCCCGUCUUCGCUUACGGUCAAUAACCGGCGGAAGUUCCUCCUGCACUCUACCGUGAAGCUCAUCCUCGCCGUCAUCAUAAUGCAAAUUCCACUCAUCGACCCCAGCGAUCCCGUUGUUCUGCAGGCGGUCUCGCAACUCGAUCGAUCGAAAUCAGUUCUCCUUCUACCCUUUUGCGCCUUUACCCAGAAGGGCGGGUUGCAUGCGCUCUGGCUUCAAGCUCGCUUCACGCUGGCAUUCGGAAUCGUCAUCCGUGCGACCAUUGUCGCCGCCUACACGGCCGGCUCUAUCUUCGCUGUUAUGCUCGGCGGGGAUCCCGCCGAGUGGCCGCCUGUAGCGGGAAGUCUGAGCGAGGCGUGGACAUUGAGCCGUUUAUGGGGACAAGCAUGGCACCAAACCCUUCGCCGGCCUCUGGCAUCAAACGCAACCUUCCUCGCGGCACUCGCUGGCUUUGCACCCAAGAGCACCGUGGCGCACUGGAUCCGCGUCCUGGUUACCUUUGUAGAAUCGGGCGUCGUCCACUCAGCCUGUGAUAUGGGCUUCGGCAUCCCCUUUGGAGAGAGCGGAGGAGUGGUGUUCUUUUCCCUUCAGAUUCUGGGACUCGUACUCGAGUCUGUCUGUCAGAGUAUUGCUGCAAAGGUGGGAUUGAGGACUGGGGGCAGAUUCAGUAGAGCGGUCGGGUAUAUCUGGGUCUCUGUUUUCAUGCUCUGGACAGCGCCUGUUUGGGCUAACCCGAUUCUGGUGAAUUUGGCGAGCGACGGAGUCAAUCUGAUGAGUCCUUGGCUGGGGUUUCCGGCCGGGAGUUUUUGA